UGAGUGAUCAAGAAUGCAGCAACAUCUUACAUAACAAACAUAAGGGAAUAAUGAAGAUGGGGGACAUAAGAGUCGAGGAUGGCACCGAAGAAAUACCCAUAUCGGGGCUAUCUGUUGUCUACGUUCAACAAGACUCUCCGCCAGACUUGAACAAUGCUGCGGCUAUCAACGACGGCUACAGCUCGACAGGGGACAUCGUAUUGCCAAUCAAAAAGGGCGCUGAAGACUUCAAGCGCGUCACGCUAGAGUGGCAGGACAUUAACGUGACGGUACCCAUAAAAAAAGGCAACAUCUGUAAACGCCUUUGCUGCAGAUCAGGCGAGGACGAUGGACCCCGAUCAAAGCAGAUCCUUUCCAACGUCACUGGUAAAGUGAGCCCUGGGACACUACUUGCUGUCAUGGGUGCAAGUGGAGCUGGCAAAUCGACAUUGAUAAACGUCCUCGCUCAUCGUAACAUCGGCAGUAUGCACGUGAGUGGUGUGGUGAAGGCAAACAACAAGACUCUGGGUUUGGCCAUCAACAGCAUCUCCGCGUACAUCCAGCAGGAAGAUCUGUUUAUCGGCACCCUCACCGUCAGGGAACACCUCAAGUUCCAGGCGUUAUUGCGAAUGGAUAGACACGUUCCUGAUAAGGAAAGAAUGCUUAAAGUGGAAGAGGUUUUAACCGAGCUAGGACUUCUUAAGUGUGCAGACACGGUGAUUGGUACACCAGGUCGAGUGCGCGGGAUUUCUGGCGGAGAGCAGAAACGCCUAAGCUUUGCUUCUGAGAUUUUAACUGGACCAUCUAUUCUGUUUGCGGACGAGCCGACGUCCGGCUUGGAUUCAUUUAUGGCGCAGAGUGUGGUGGCCACGCUACAGAAACUCGCGGCUCAGGGAAGGACUAUCAUCUGUACCAUCCACCAGCCCUCUUCUGAAGUGUACAACAUGUUCUCAAGUCUGCUUUUGAUAGCAGAAGGCCGCACUGCGUACUUUGGGGCCACGCGUGAUGCUAUUCAACAUUUUUCAAGCCUAGGGUACCCCUGCCCUCCAAACUACAAUCCCGCCGACUACUUCGUGCACACCCUUGCUGUUGUUCCUGAUGAUCGUCAAAACUGCCUGGAUAGAAUUAAGGCAAUAUGCAAUGCACACGACGCUCAAAAGAUCAUUCACCAUGACAAGUGUGAAGAUGAUUCUUUCGCACCUGAAGAGAAAGCAAUCUCUCACAAAAAGUACAAGGCGUCGUGGUGCCGUCAGUUCAGGGCUGUCAUGUGGCGAAGCUGGCUCAGCAACCAAAGGGAAGUUCUGAUGUUUCGAAUCAGGAUAAUGCAGAGCAUUAUCAUUGGUCUGCUCUGUGGAUUGAUCUACCUGGAUACCGAUGUCAAAGAGAUAGACGGCGUGAGCAAUAUUGCCGGCGCCUUGUUCUUCAUGAUUGUAACCUUAUCCUUCUCAAGUCUGCAGGCCGUCACGUUUGUGUUCCCAAAUGAGCUGCCAGUUUUCCUACGUGACCACCAAAAUGCCAUGUAUAGAGCGGAUGUCUACUUCCUGUGUAAGACUUUCGCUGAGGUUCCCAUCUUCAUUCUUUCUCCAUUUCUCUUAUGCGUCAUCCCUUACUGGAUGAUAGGCCUGCGUUCAGAGUUCACCCGGUUUCUAAUCUGCUUCCUCGUGUUGAUGCUUGUCACAAAUGCAGCUGUAUCCUUGGGGUACGUCAUCUCCACCAUGAUGAGGUCCACGACAGGGGCCAGCGCCAUCGCGCCACCGAUCCUCAUCCCCUUCCUCUUGUUUGGAGGAUUCUUCGUCCGGGCAGACUCGACUCCAGUUUACUUCAUUUGGAUCGCAUACUUGUCGUUUUUCAAGUACGGCUUUGAGCUGCUGAGUAUCAAUCAAUGGGAAGGCUACGGUACCAUAAGUGAUUGUGUACCGCUUAAAAAUAACACUUCUCCUUGUCUGCCAAAUGGCGAAAAAGUCCUCGAGUUUUUUGACGUUGAUAAGGAUAUGUACGCUAUCAACUUCAUCGCGUUGACCGUACUGCUCGUCGGAUUCCGCUUGCUGGCUUUCCUACUGUUACUGAGACGGACCAGCCAGAGGCAGUAACCACGUGACCAAAGGAGACCAAUCACCACUUGUCGUCCACCUCUUGGGGACAUUGUAAUUUUAAAAUAUGUAUUGUAACCAAUAACCAAUGUAUAUGAUAUGUAACAUGGGUUGUCUGACAUACAGGAGAAAACCCUGAUCAAAGUUCGGUGUCGUAGAUCAAGGGUCUGUAUCGUAUUUCAAUGGUCAGUGUCGUAGAUCAAGGAUCAGUGUCGUAGAUCAAGGAUCAGUGUCGUAGAUCAAGGAUCGGUGUCGUAGAUCAAGGAUCAGUGUCGUAGAUCAAGGGUGGGUGCCGUAGAUCAAGGAUCGGUGUCAUAGAUCAAGGGUCGGUGUCAUAGAUCAAAGGUGGGUGCCGUAGAUCAAGGAUCGGUGUCAUAGAUCAAGGGUCGGUGUCGUAGAUAAAGAGUCGGUGUCGUAGAUCAAGGGUCGGUGUCGUAGAUGAAGGGUCGGUGUCGUAGAUCAAGGAUCGGUGUCGUAGAUCAAGGAUCAGUGUCGUAGAUCAAGGAUCGGUGUCGUAGAUCAAGGAUCGGUGUCAUAGAUCAAGGGUCGGUGUCAUAGAUCAAGGGUCAGUGUCGUAGAUCGAGGAUCAGUGUCGUAGAUCAAGGAUCGGUGUCGUAGAUCAAGGAUCAGUGUCGUAGAUCAAGGAUCAGUGUCGUAGAUCAAGGGUCGGUGUCGUAGAUCAAGGAUCAGUGUCAUAGAUCAAGGAUCGGUGUCGUAGAUCAAGGAUCGGUGUUAUAGAUCAAGGGUCGGUGUCGUAGAUCAAGGAUCGGUGUCAUAGAUCAAGGGUCGGUGUCGCAGAUCAAGGAUCGGUGUCGUAGAUCAAGGGUGGGUGUCGUAGAUCAAGGGUCGGUGUCGUAGAUCAAGGGUCGGUAUCGUAGAUCAAGGAUCGGUGUCGUAGAUCAAGGGUCGGUGUCGUAGAUCAAGGGUCGGUGUAGUGGAUUAAGGAACGGUGUCGUAGAUCAAGGGUCGGUCAUAGUUUUCAAUAAAAUAUUGCAUGUUAUUUUAACAAGGCAUUGUCAGCUUAAAGUUCAACUGUUUGUUGGCAAUUCAAAGCCUACAAUAAACACUGAAUCCAGACAUGCGCAGUACCAUGACGCGGCCCCUUUAAUCGAUUGAAGUUUAAAAUCUAAAAAACUAUGUAAAUUUGCUUUAGAAAUAACAGUAAAUAAAUGUUAUAUAAAACAA
Messenger RNA from Nematostella vectensis (starlet sea anemone), 3254 nucleotides. RefSeq names its product protein white. Gene Ontology annotation, molecular function: ABC-type transporter activity; ATP binding; ATP hydrolysis activity. Bases 51 to 2069 code for a protein of 672 amino acids. Gene Ontology annotation, cellular component: plasma membrane. The transcript has 20 exons. Lineage: Eukaryota; Metazoa; Cnidaria; Anthozoa; Actiniaria; Edwardsiidae. The record is from RefSeq and is a predicted model, not a curated record.